AUGGUUAUCAAAUUCAUAUAAAAAUUUUUAUUUGUUAUUCUAAUUUAGCAAAUUUAGAAAUCUUUUUCAACUAUUAUAACUAAAGCUAUUCAGACAGAUUUAAAAGAGGCUUCUUGCGUGGCUUCAUUAACCGAUACAAGAUCAUAGAUUGGAUAUUUGCUAAAUGAUUUGUUAGAUAAUCCAUAAUAAUAUAACUACAAAGCUUUAGGAAUAUCUAUGUGGUUUUAUUACACCGCAACUUAAACUUCGCCCAAUUAUUCAAGCAUAUUUGGUCUUUCACAUGACUUCAAAUAGCCAUUACAAAACAGCAAGAGUGUUUUAUAGUUUUGGAUAUAUCUUUAAGCAACAUCUAACUAGUUACUUUUUGAAAGCUUAUAUUUCUAAUAAUCGUAAGGAUUUCCUUAUACUAAAAUUGCAUAGAGCCAAAGCUCUUUUAUGAAUGUUUGGAGAAAAGCUAUUAUUGUUUAUUAGCCUAUUUAAAAAAAAGCCUACUUAAGAAUUUAAGACUAAAAUAAAUAAAAUAAUUUAGACUUUUCAUUAGAUUUAUCAAGCCUUAAAAACUAUAUCAUUCACUUUUAAUCAGAUGGAAUUAAUCCAAAUAAUAACGUUUGGCUUAAUCUAGAUCAUGGCACUUAGGAUCCAGCCUUCACAAACUCUUGUUCAAAAUAAAAAUAUGCGAUGUUUCAUUACUCAAAUGAUGAAGAAUUCUCAAUAUAGGAAAUAUAAAAUAUAUAUUUUGAUUACUAUAGCUUUUAAGGAUAUUCUCCUUUCUACUACUUUCCUUUAAAAAGGUACUCAAAUAGUUAAAUUAGUGACUAAACAUAGGCUUUUAGUAGAUAUAAAAAUCUAUAUAUGCCUUCUAUUAGCGAAGCUGUAAUUGGCUCUUAAAAUUCAAACUAGUUAUCUUUUAAAAUUGAUUCUAAUGAUUAUAAUUUAUACAUACCUCAGUUAACACCAGGAUAAACACUUAGUUUUAAUUUGAUCUAAGCUACUUAUCAGUUUGUAGUGAGCUUUGUACUUGAGUAUGGCAAUUUAAGCAAUGGAAUUACUUUAAUAUCAUCUGGAACAUAGCUUUCUAUAUAAGCUAUUGUUUCGCAGAGCUAAAAUAUUUUAUAAGUUUUGUUGAAUGGAUAAGCUUAAAUCUAAACUUGGGUUUUAGGGUAAACAGGUAGUAUUCACACAUUUUUAAUAAAAUUUGGAUCAAGUUUAGCCUCAACUUCUAUUACAUAUUUUGUUGAUGGAAAUUAAAUAAAUAACUUUAUCUUCAACUCUAGUUAAAUGUCUUUUUCAUCUUUCUAAAUUGGUUCUUAAACAAAACCUUCAAAUUAGCCAUAGGAUGCAGACAUUUUUUAAAUUAGAGAUUUUUACCUUUUUCCUAAUGCAGAUGCUAAAAAAUCAUCAGAUUAUGCAAGUGAGCCUGAAUUUUAGUUAUAAAAUUGUAAUUUAUAUGCCCAGUUUAACUAUAAUAGUGCUUAUUGCCUUAGCUGUGCAAGCGGUUAUGUUUAUUAGUUCUAAGGCUCCUGUUCUUAAACUCAAGCAGGAUCUGUAUCUGAUGGAUUAACAUAAUAAUCUAACUCAUUUUAUGGAGAUAGUGUAGGAUAAAUAGUAGAAAGUUCAUUAAAUCCUUAAACACAACCAUUAACCUACUUUUAUCAAAGACAAGAUAACAAUUUUGACUUUUUGAUUCUAGGAUACUUUUAGCUGUAGCAAUGGAAUGAUAAGCAAUUAAGCACAAGCUUAAUAUAUUUGCAAGUUAAUUAAACAAAUUCUUAUUAUUUUUUGAAUCUUUAUUUAGAGAGUAGUACUAAAGUAACACUAAAGAUGACUUUAGAUAGUGCAAAUCUUGUUUGUUCUGUCAGCAUAACUUAUUCAAGUAGCUUAUUAAAUUAAUGGACUUUAUUAGGUAUUGGAUAUUAGACUUCAUCUGCUAGCGCUUAUCUUGUUUAUUAAGAUAUUUAUAGUAGCCUCAUACUUUAACAACAGGUUCUAUAAUGCACAGGAAAUGUCUCUGUUGGAAGCGAUACCAAUUAGUUUAUUGUAUGUCUUGGUUGUUUGAUACCAAAUCCAACCUUAUACAGCUAAUUCGUUGGAAAUAUAAAAAAAGUAAAAUUUAUUGAAAAAUUUGAAGGCUAUUAAAACAUUGGAAAUUAUGUUUACUAUGAUUAAGAUGUGAUGGAAUAUAGUGCAAUAAAUUUAAACUAUUAAAAUAUCAAUUCACUUUUAGAUUUGUUUUCUCUUAGUUUACCAGGCUUAUCAUUUGCUUGCUAAUCAGGGUAUUACUUCUUCGAAGGAGUGUGCAUAAAAAACUGUAAUUCUGUAUUCCGCUAAAGUUAAUUAGGUUAAUUUAAUGCCCUCUAUUAAAGUACAAUCUCAUGUGAAAUGUGUCCUUCAAAUUGCUUAAGCUGUACAUCAUUCAAUGUUUGCACUAGCUGUAGAGUUGGUUAUAUUCUAAAGGCCAAUUAAUGUGUAACUUGCAACUCAGGUUAUUCCUACGAUACAGUUUCGCAGUAGUGUAAAUAAGUAUGUCCAAGUAUUACAGAUUAAAUGAAUGGAAUUUGUGUAUAAUAAUUAGAUACUUAUAUUCAUAAAUCUUUACCAUUACUAAAUAUGUAAUGGACAACUAAUAAUGAUGGAUUUUAAAUUCUUAACAGCGACAAUACUUCCUAGCCAGAUAACUUCAUAAAAUGCACUAAUGGAAUACCUUAUCAAUUUUUUUCAUUUUAUGGUGGUUAUCUUCUCACUUCAACUAAUAAAAUCUAAAGAACAUGGAUGAAUCUCCCAAACAAUUAUUAUAAAGUUGUUUCUUUCUAUGCUGUUUUAUAUGGAGAUACUCCAACUGAUAGUAGUUUAAAAGUUACUCUAAAUGGAUAGUAAACUAGUAGCACUGUUUUUAAUAUCAUUUAAAGUGGAGCAAAUAUUUGUAAUACGAGUAAUAACGCAUAGAAAUAAACAAUUAUAUUUUUAUAAUAUGAAAUUAUGGAUAAUGCAAAUUAGUUAAUUUUAACAGUUUAGCCAAGUAAUAAUGGAAUUGCUAUCAGAAACGUAAACUUAUUAGUAAAAAAAUGUCACUCAUCUUGCUACUCUUGUAAAGAUGGACCAAACCCAUGGAAUUGUAUUUUGUGCUAAAGCAAAAAUAAUAUGAGAGUAGAUAGUCAAUGCAUUUGUCAACUAGGAGAGUAUUAUAAAUAUUAAGGAUGUUACUCUAGUCCAUGUUAUGAUUGUGUAAAAUGUGUUUCACCUAACUGUUAAGUUUGCGAAGAUGAAACAGGCAAUUGCUUAGUUUGUAAUUCUGGAUACGUUUAGCAAUAAGGAAAUUGUGUCCAGAUUUGUGAUAAAACAUAAUUUUAUUUCAAUUACUCUCCAGCAUAAGUAUGUUAUGUGUAAAAUACCCUUGCUCUAGAUUCAUUUUAACAAAGCAGAAUCAUUUCUAAUCUGGAAUUCUGGUCUGAAUCAACAAACUAUUUAGCUCAAGGAUAGAGCUUAUUAUCUUGCCUUAAUAUGACAAUGUUACCAAAUCUAGGAAAUAAUGCAGGAACAAAUGAGCAAUUUAGUUUAAACAUAAAUCUCCCUUAAUUUAAGAGUAAUUAUAAAGGUUUUCAGUUUAAUACUUAGCUAGCUAUUCUUGAUAAUAUGACACUAAGUUAUGAUUAUAUAUUAUUUUAGUAUUAAGGAACUACUGUUUAAAAAAAAACAUUUGGUAUCUUCAGUAAUACUACUAAUUCUUGUGCAAACCCUAAAUUUAGUGAUAGCCUCUAAAAUUUCAUUUUUUCAGUAUAUAGUGGGAUAGGUACAAUCAACUUAAAUAUUGUCUCAAAUUUCUAAAAUGAUAAAUCAAAUGCAAGUUUUUCUCUUGGUGAAUUCAAAGCUUACUACAUUUUAAAUGAGCCACUUUGUGCGUCUUAUUCAUACCCUUAAAACAAUGCCAAUCCUACUUGUUAAACAUGUGCACCAAAUGCCAAACUUACGAAUAAUGCUUGCGCAUGCAAUGAUGGAUAUUAUUUUAAAUAUAUUCCUAGUAAAUUAGAUGGAAUCUGUUUACCUUGCAAUCCAGCUUGUAGCAGAUGUUCAGGACCAUCUGUUUAUAGUUGCAGUACUUGUUAGACAGGUUAUUUUUAUGACGGGCAAAGGUGUAUAAAAAGCUGUUCUGAAGGAUUCUAUUAAAAUAGUACAAAUAAUUGCGCUCCUUGUGGUCCAAAUUGUUUUGGAUGUACUGGCCCUAAAGAUUAUUAAUGCACUAGCUGUUAAAUAGGGAAAUAUUUGUACAUUAAUAAAUGUUACAGUGAUUGCAAGACUGCGGACAGUAAAGCAGUAGUUGAUAAUUGGUCUAGAUCAUGCAUAAUACCUUAAAAUUAACCAGGUUAACUACUUUUUUCAACAUCUGACUAAUUCGAUCCUAGUAUACUUUUACAGUACAAAAUAAGUUCAGGAUUAAAUAGUAAUACCAUCUAUUAAUGUUAAUAAUCAUCCAUGCUAGGGUUAUAUAGUCAAACUAUGAGCAUGUUUAUGUAAUAAAUCAGUCCUCAUUCUAUUUUAUUAUUCAAUUUUUAGCUUUAUUUGAAUGUGGAUUGCUCAUCAGGAUGUAAGUUAACUGUUACUAUUUAAGAGCUUUAAAAAAGUUAAAGUUAUUCAAUCUCUUCUCCUAAGGUAGAUUGCACUCCUUAGUCAACACUCUCUCAGUAAUUGAUCUUAUAAGACAUAUAAAAUUCAUCAUAAGAUUAUACAUUUGUAAUUGGAGUUACUGGCUCUGAAUUUGCAGUUUCUAAUAUUUAAAUUACUCCAAUUACUUGCCAUGUUUCAUGCUUGUAUUGCACAGGUCCACUCAGUAACUAAUGUACUUAAUGCUAUCCAGGAUCAGCUAUUUAAGGAUAAGGUAGCGUCGGAUCAUGUAUUUGUUAAGAUAAACUACUGGGUUUAGGAUUAUCAACAACGAUUUGUAGUGAUCCUCAAGGAUGUAUGACUUGCUAACAGUGUAUGCUACCAUGUCUUUCUUGCUAUAAAAAUGAUGCUUUAUCUUGUCUUACAUGCUCUUAGGGUAAAUCUCUAUUUGUUAGUACUUGUGUAGAUUCUUGUCCUCCAGAUAUUUCUAUUCCUUCUUUAGAUUCCAAUAACAAUAAUAUAUGUUCUCCUUGCCCAAUACCUUGUCAAACCUGCGAUUUAAAGUCACGCUGCACAAGCUGUAUUUCUGGAUAUUUAUUCAUUGCAGAUUAAUAAUUAUGUGUUACAUAAUGCCCAGAUGGUUACUUCUAACCAAGUGAUACCUCUAAUUAUUGCUAACGUUGUGGAGAUAUUUGUAAAACCUGUACCUAAAGCAGUAAUAAUUGUCUAAGUUGCAUCGAUGGAUAUUACUUCUCUUAAGAUCCAGUAUUAGGUAAUUAAUGCAAUAUUUGUGAUUCGAGAUGCCAAACUUGUACUGGACCAUCGAAUACCUAAUGCAUAAAUUGCUCAACUUAACCUGGUGUGGUUUUAUUUAAACCUUAAAACAUUGAAUAUUGCUCUAACACUUGUGAUGAAGUCCAGGGAUAUUAUUUAGGCUAUGAUUAGAGCUAAAACCUAAAAUGUAUAAAUUGUGCACCAAAUUGCUCAGGAUGCAACAGUUUAAAUCCUGAUACUUGCACCUCUUGUUUUUAAGGAUAUACUAUUAUUGAAGGAAUCUGCUCUGCCUGUGAUUCAUCUUGCUAUAAUUGUAAUGGAAUUACAAAAUAUAAUUGUAUUUAAUGCUCUAACUAAUUGUAUCUUCUGAAUAACUAAUGUAUUCAAUAAUGUCCAUAAGGUUAUUUUAGUUAGUCAGAAAUUAUUUCAGGAGUAUAAAUUAAUACAUGUAUAUAAUGUCCUUCAUCUUGUGUUAGCUGUACGUCAUUAACAUCUUGUAAUUUAUGUAAUCUUGGGUAUUUCUUAACCAAUCAGCAAUGCCUAUAAUGCAAAAACAAUUGUUAAGUGUGCUUUGGGACUAAUGGUUCUUUAUGCUAAAAAUGCUAUUUAGGAUAUUUUUUAUAAAAUUAAAAGUGUACAGAUACAUGCUAGUCAGUUAAUGGAAUAGGUUUUUAUGGAGAAAUUUCAACUAAAACCUGUCUCUAGUGUGAUUUAUCUUGUUUAACUUGUAUAAACAAAUUUCCAUAUACAUGUACUAGUUGUUUUGAUGGCUUUUAUUUGUAUGCUCCAAAACCAAUUAAUAGUGGUUCUUCUUCUUCUAAUACUUAAAAAGUUAUAUUUGGAACUUGUAAUAGCUGCCCUAAAGAAUCUAAAACAUGCUAUUUUGAUUAGACUUUAAAUCUUGUUUAAUCUUCUUCAUGUAACUAGGGUUACUUCUUAUAUUCUAAUGCAUGUAUAACUAACUGUCCCCAAGGAUAUUUUGCGAAUAAGAAUACAAAUGUUUGUGUGAUAUGUAAUUAAGCAUGCAAAUAAUGUUAAGAUUCUACUGUCAAUUAAUGUUCUUCUUGUACUGAUGGAUUUGUUCUUACUUAGCCUUCUUCAUGCUUACCUUGCUCUUAAUUUUUAAAUGGCUGCUUAGUAUGUUCUUCUCAGACAAAUUGUUUAAAAUGUGGCCAAAAUUUAAUUUUAUACUAAGGUUAAUGUAUUUCUACAUGUGACUAAUCUAAAGGGUUAUAUACAUUUAAUAAUUAAUGCAAGAAUUGCGUUAGUCCAUGCAUUUAAUGCACAUCUGCUACAAAUUGUAUCCUCUGUGGAGAUGGUUUUAUUCUAAGCGGUAGUGCCUGUGUUCCUUGUAACUAAUAGUGCUAAACUUGUAAUGGAACUUCAGACCACAAUUGUUCCACUUGUAGGAUAGGGUUUUAUCUAUAGCCAGUUAAUCAAGUAUAGGCGAUUUGUACAUUAUUUUGUAAUUCUGGUUAUUAUGCAAAUAAAUUGUUAGGAAGUUGUGUUUAAUGCGAUUAGUCUUGCAGUGAAUGUGCAGAUUAAGUUUCCUGUUCAAAAUGCAAUAACGGAUAUUAUUAGAUUAGUGGUUAGCCUCUUUGCUCAUAAUGUAAGGCUACUUGUUUGACUUGUACUGCUCUUACUAUGUGCACAUCUUGUGUAGCUGGUACAUUCUUAAGUAAUAAUGACUGUGUUCCUGUCUGUCCAAAGGGUUAAUUUGGUUCUAACGGUUUAUGCAUACCUUGCGAUUCUAAUUGUGACUCAUGUUCUAGUAAUUCUACAAAAUGUUAAUCUUGCCAGAUUGGGUAUUAUCUAAAUAAUAGCAAUGUUUGUAUUUAAUGUAGUUAGAAUUGCCUACAAUGUUCUUCUGCUUCUGCUUGCUUGAAAUGUGCUUUUGGAACAUUUUUAGAAAAUGGAUCAUGUAAAUCUUCUUGCUCCAACCCUAACAGCUAUUAAGAUAAAAGUUUAAAUUAAUGUGUUUUAUGCGAUUCAUCAUGCCAAACUUGCAAUGGUUCAUCAUCUAGAAAUUGUUUGAGUUGCUAUAAUGGAUAUUAUUUUUCUGUUCUUAAUUCUCCUUCAGGUAUUUGUGUAUAGUGCGACAGUAGUUGUUCAUUGUGCACAGGUCCAUCAAAUAAUGAAUGCUAAUAAUGUAAAAAAGGAGUUUAGUAUAAGCCUCCUUCCAGUUGUAUUGCCUGCCCAGUAUCUUAAUAUUUUGAUGGAAGCCAAUGCUAGUAUUGUUCAAAUUUAUGUUUGACUUGCUUUGAUUCUUCAGCUAAUAGUUGUUUGUCAUGUAAGCAGAAUUACUUCCUAGAUAUUAAUACAAAUACUUGCUAAUCUUGCCCUUAAACAUGCUUAACAUGCGUAAGCAGCACAUAUUGCACAUUAUGUGAACCAGGCUAUUUUUUACUGAAUAAUCUUUAAUGUGUAACUUAAUGCCCAGUUGGUAUGAGGGCUGAUGUCAAUUCAGGAGUUUGUAUGUGUGAUGUUACUUGUGGUAAAUGCAACUAUAAUCCUACUCAAAAUCUAACUACAUGCUAAAAAUGCAUCAAUUCAGAUUAUUUAUUGAAUGGAAAUAAUGCAGUAUGCAUUUAGGCUUCAUAAUGCCAAGGAUAUUAAGAUUUAUUAAAUGGUGCAUGUGUAUAAAAUUGUCCCCCACAAGCAACAUAUAUCGAUUUAGAUGUAAAGUCAUGCUCAAAUAACCCUUGCUUGUCUAACUAGUUUAUACAAAAUAUAAAUAAUAUUUUAUACUGCUCAACAUCUUGUCCUCCAAGUUUUUAUAAAGAAAUGCAAACUAAAUAUUGUUUACCUUGUGAUUUCAAGUGUCAAACUUGUACAGGUCCUUCAGAUAGUUAAUGUUAAGUAUGCUAAAAUAAUAAUUAUUACCAUCCUGAAAUACAAACAUGCAAAGAUUAAUGUCUUCCUGGUUAUAUUCAACUUGAUUAAACUUAAAAAGUAUGUACAGCUUGCCUAUUGAACUGUAAGAUAUGUGUUCCUAGCUUGAUUUUAUUUGAAGGAAAUUGUAUUACUGAAUGCCCUGUAGGAUAUUAGUAAGUCUUAUAAAGUUGUAAAUAUGCCCCACUAGCUGUUGUGAAGAUAUCAAAUGUAUAAAAUGGCUAAGUAAUUUCUAUAAAUGCAGAUUUUGAAGUUCAAUCUACUUUAUAUGCAACUUAAGAAAUAUAAAAUGUCGUUUGGUCUAUUACAAAAUCAUUAGAUAAAAAGUUUGCUUCAGAUUUUUCAUAAAUUUCAUCAGCUUCAUUAUCCUAAGUCAUUCCUUUUAUUAUUCUGACACCAUCUAAUAAUUUCAUAAUGUAAGUUACUGUUACUUUAAAGGAUGGUACAGUUAUUUCAGACAAAGUGAAUCUUUUAACUUCUGACACUAUGCAUGAAGGUCAGUUCAUAGUUGAUAAAACCUAAGGUGUUUCUUACAAUGACACUUUUGCAUUUUAGAUUAAUAAUUGGAGUUUUACUGAAUAGUUAUAUUUUGAUUUAAAUUUUUAUUAACUUUCUGGUAUUUAAUAAGUAAAUAUUACAAGUAAUUCAAGUUCAUAGAUGGAUUUUGUUAAAGAUGAGCUCUUUUAAUUGUAUGAACAGAUUGCUAUUAAUGGGUCUUUAACAAUAUCAUAUCAGUUUUAACCAUUUAGCUCAUAAGUUAACAUAGUUUGUGAAUUAAAAGUUUAUACAAAAGAUACAAGUGUUUAAUCCUUUAAAUAUCUAAUGAUAAAUCUUUAGCAAUACCCUGGAAAGGUAAACGAUUAUGAUUUGCUAAACGAUUAAUUAAAUCAAGUUAGUUCUACUUCUGACCCUAACUUAUUAUAGCAGCUUUUAUUUAAGUAUUCACAUCUAUUAAAGUUUAUGGUGUAAAAAGAUCAAGCUAAGCUUGCUAAAUUAAAUUAAUAAAUCAAUUUAAGGUAAGUUGCCUAGUUGAAUGGAGUUUCUAGCUAAGAUUUACCUAGCUGUGAUAGCACAAUAGAUUGUUUCUCAUAAGGAUAAUGCACAAAUAAUCCACUUUAUUAAUAAGGAUGUUUUUGUACAAGUGGAUUCUACGGUAUUAAUUGCGAAUGGGAUAGUCAUCAAUAUUAGAUAAUUACCUAAUCAUUUUAAUAAAUAUCUAAUAUUUUAAGCUCUAAACAGUUAUCUCCAAUAAUUUAGUUUUAAAUUAUUGAGAAUUUAUCUGUCUACUUUAACAUGUUCUAUCUCAACUUUUCAUCAUUAUCUACCUUAUUAAAUAUGCAUCAGUCGAUCAUAAACUAAUAUUUAUCCAAUAAUAUCGAUUAAGUAAAAGGAUAAAUUUUGUAAAGGAGUCUUUCAGUCGUAACCAGUUAACUUAAAUAAAUGGAUUAGGAUUCAACUUCUUUAAUAAAUAUGGGUUAUAAUUUACACAAUAAGGUAUCUUCUAAUUUGAAUGUAGGAGAAAAGUUAAUCACUUCAUCAGAUGCAAGUUCUUCUGUUUCUUAUCCUUAUCUUCUUUAGAAAUUGUCAAGCGAUUAGUCUAAUAAGCUUAGAAGAUUAAUACGUCUUAGAUAGUUAGAUGAUAGUUCUAAUGUUGGAUUACCAGUUGUUUUUGGAUCACUCACAGUUCAAUUCCCUCCAGAAGUUAUUUAAACAAAUAAAAAGUAAGUAAUUUAAGCUACCUCAUGGAAUCAGAAUCCUAGAUCGAACCCACUAGCAAUAACUUAAUGUAUAUCAUUAUCUGUUAGUAGCGGUGGAUAAGAAACAUCUGUAAAUAACCUCUCAUAACCAAUAACAAUAACUAUCCCUAAAUCGAUCCCUUCUCCAGUUUCUUCUGAUCCAAGUUCAAUAUCAUGUACAUAUUAUGAUGAAGCAACAAAUUCAUGGAAGACUGAUGGUUGCACAUUUGUCAAAGAAACUAUACUAAAUAUUAUAUGUUCUUGCACUCAUUUAACAGAUUUCACUGGAUAAAAAGCUUAAGUUUAGGGAAAUGCAAGCUCAAAAUUAGCAGAAAUAACAUCAACUGUGAUACUAGGAAACUCUUUGCUUUAGUAGUCUAGUUCUCAAAAAGUUGUUAUCAACUAACUUCCUGUGUUACAGAUAGGAUAACGCUCAGUUAAUUUAGUCAAUCAGUUAAAUAUAUUGUAGAGUGGAAGUGCAGUGAAUUUUGUCAAGAAAAACACUAUCCUAUUGAUAGAAAACUAGUACUAUACUGAAGAUGUCUCAGAAUUUUGGGAAUAAGAUUAAAUCACUAUCAAAAAUUAAAACAAUUAAAAUUAGUAAGAAAUUGCUGAGGGACAAGUUGUUAACAAUUUACAAAUUAUAUUUUAUGUUCUGAUAGCAUUUAACAUAUCUUUCUAUUUAAUAAUGAGAGCUCAAUUUAGAUUCAAAUAUAUUAAAGUUGAUUUUAAGUAAAUAAAAAUGUUUGAAUUAAAAUAAAAUAAAAUUGAAAGCUAAGUUGAAACAAAUUAAGUUGAAAACAAACGAAGAAAAAACAAACCUAGACUUACUGUGAUUUCAUAAAAUAAUUUCUUAAAAAGAGGAAAUAAGCUGAAGGAAAGAAGAAAUGCAUAUAUUUAAAAUUUAAGAGCGGAAUAGAAGUAAUCAAAUAUUGAAUAAAUAUCAGAAGAUAUUUAAAAGUAAUACAAACCAACUUCUUAAACAUCUAUUUUAAGUAUAGAAAACGAUAGUCAAAAUUAAAUCAAUCAAACUUUGUCUAAUCAGUAUAAUUUACCUUCAGCAAAAAGUAUUUACUAUAUUUCAUCAUAAUAGUAGAUAAAUUAAACAAAAAAUUCAACAAGUUAGCAUUCUUUGGAUGAUGAUAUUGAAAAAUAGAAAAAGCAUGAUCAUCCAAAAUUAUUUAAUGAUAGUUCAAAAGAUUUACAUAGUGAUACUAAUACACGUAUUUCUAGUAAUUAUAGAAAUUCCAGAUUUAAUUUAGCUAGAAGAGAAGAAUAAUCAGAAAAACUAAUUACUAUUAUAGAUGAAGAAGAAUUUGAGAUAAAUAGUGAAAAUGAUGAGCAAUAUAAGCUAAAUGAUAAAACAAAAAAGCCUUUAAUCACAGCAAAACCAAAUUAAAAGGAUACUAAGAAAAAAUUUCAUUCGAUGAAAGUAUUUUUAAAUGAAGGAGAAUAAGAAUAUGAAAACCAUAUUUAAGAUUAAAAGGAAAAAAGUACUAAUCCUAGAGAAUAAUCAUUGAACAAUUUGUAGAGAGUUUCAAAGUUGAUCAAAAAAUUGAAAAGAAACUAUGAAAUGCUUAAUGGAAAUAACGUUCCGAGCUUUAACAGUCUAGAAGUAUUAUCAAUAUAAAAUAAAUUAACUCAACAGAAGAAGAUUUUAUCUGAUUAAGAUGCUAAAGAUAAAAAAGUAGAAGAAAGCAAAAAUAGAAAUUUCUAUGAAACACUAGAAUAAAAGAUUUCUUAAAAUAAAGGCUUUAAAUUCUUAAAUUCUAUAUAAAAGUAGGAGGAAGCUGAAGAAUAGCUAACUAUUAUUAUGAGCUUCCAAGAAAAUCUAUCUAACAUGAUCUAAGAAAAAAAUAUCGAUACAGAAUAAUUAUACAAAAUCGAAAAUAAUGAAUUUUUAAUUUUGAUCAAAGAAGAAAUUUAAUUACCAUUUGAAGUUUAAUAGAUUUUUGAAUUAAAACAAUAAAAACAGUAUGAAUAAUAAUACAUCAACAAAAUCAAGAAAAAUUCAAAAAAAGUUAAAUCAGAUGCUGAAGAAAAUAAAUUAAAAGAAAUGAACUUAAUAUUAAAGCGCAUUGAUCAAGAAAUAGAGUCAAAGCAAAGAAUUAUAAAACUAAUGAAAAAUAUUAUUAACUAAUAAUUACAGAUUAAUUCACUUUCUAUAUUUUAAUUUUAUUCGUUAUGCACUUAUUAUGAUAGGCUAUUUAGCAAUCGUUAGACAAAGAGCAUUUACUUUAGCUGCUAAUUAGUAUUAGCAAUAUUUACUAAUAUAGUAUAUAACUCAUAUCUAAAUUAAUACUUUGAAAUAAACACCUAAUUUGGUAUAUUUGAUUUAUAUUUGUAUAGGAUAUUAGUUACUGUUGCUAUUAGUCAUGCAAUUCCUUACUUCUUCUUUGGCAUGCUAACUAAUAUAUUUGCUUCAAGCUCGAAAAGGAUAAAUAAAAUGCAGUCACUUGAUUUUAAUACAAUUAAUUCUCUAAGAAAAGAUUUCAUGAUCUACUAUAUAGUAAUCGGAUUCCUUUAAAUGGCAUCAUGUCUUGGAGGAAUUUAUUUUUAUAGUUUAAAUCAAACACUGUUGAAUAGCUUUAGUUUAAGCUAUCAUGUUGCAGAAGUUUUCAUAUCACUUUUGAUAAGUGGAGUAUUUAUAGAUGGUAUAUUUUUCUUAGCUUAUUUGUACUUACUCUCUCCUCAAGAAAAGCUGGAAGAUGGAAUUUUAAAUAAAAUAAUUGCUUGCAGAGGAUUUUAUUAUUACAAGGGAUUUGAUAGUUUAGAAAUAUAUAAAUAAUAUUACUUUUCAAUAAUCAUGGAAGAUUAUUGA
Messenger RNA from Tetrahymena thermophila SB210, 12819 nucleotides. RefSeq names its product zinc finger lsd1 subclass family protein. The transcript is spliced from 12 exons. The record is from RefSeq and is a predicted model, not a curated record. Lineage: Eukaryota; Ciliophora; Oligohymenophorea; Hymenostomatida; Tetrahymenidae.